AAUUUCGUACGCUGACAUGUCUCAGCCCAAGGACGAACGCUGCUGCUUCGGAAAAUGCUUCGGAUCGGAUCACUGUUUCGGCCACCUCCCAUAUAAUAGCUUAUUUUGAAAAGCCAACAUAUAAAUAACUGUCAAGCGCUGCAGAGUAUUUAAUUGUGGGCCGUGCCUCACCAUAAUGUUUUCGCUUGUUAAAUAUUCGAGAAAUUGGGAAGAAUCGGUUAGACAAACAUCAGCCGUAACGUAAAAUACGUAACAUCUCCACAAGCCCAUUAAACAUUGUUUUUCUAUGGUUCAGCAUGCAAUUAUCAGAUCGUUUUGCAAAUACUUCAGUUAGUUUUAACUCUUUGCGGUUUGAUUAUCACUCACUUUGAGUAUCGUAGCAACUAAAGACGCGUCUGCAUUCUAAGGUAAUUGAAAUAUAUUACAAGCAUAUUAAUAAAUUACUUACUUACGUUCUCAUUUUUUAGUUUAGAUUAAAAAGGAAUGAUGUGCCGCCGCCCACCGCCUCUUUUGUGUCGUCACAAUUCACUGCAUGUCAAAGUAAGUUGUGCUUAUCUUUAGUUAUGAUUAUCUAUAAUAAAUUCAUUUAUUUUUAUUUCAUUUGAGUUCAAAAAGAAAUUGAAUACACCUGCCCUAUCGCUUCAGGGGAAAGCAAUAAAAAUAGGUCAAACGAAUUCUAAUAUGAGAUGGCGUCCAAAAAAUUGAUCUACAUAGUCCAAAUAUGGUGCAGUUAAUAUUUUUAUGAAGCAAUUUUAAGCAUAAUAUAUUAAAAACUAAUUCAUUUUUCCACAUAAAGGCUUAUAUUUUGCAGGAACGGCUACAUGGGAAAUGGGAUUCAAAACCAUCUGAAAGGACUUUCUUCUCAAGAUCUUCAAUAUGAAAGGGUAAAGUAGACGUUGAAACGGUUGUAUAUUAAACUAUCGUAAGGUGAAUAAAAAUUUUGCUGCAAUAAGAUAAACGUUUACGCGGAAGUUUUCGCAAAAUGGAUAUGGAGGUAUGUGCACGUGUAUUGGCAAAAGUCACGAUAUCUGGAAUGACUCUUUUUUUUUUAUAUACCAACACCACCACCAUCACCACCAUCAACAAUAACAACAUCAACAACAUUGUGUUAUUAUGAAAUUUACAUCAACCACCGAAAAGUGGCCUAAAUUAGUAAAAUUUUAAUAAUGAGUUUUAUUUGAAUGUAUGUUUGUCGCAAAUUCCUGCCAAUUAUUGAUUCAACAAAUAGUUGCAAAAUCUUUUUGUUUUUUUUAAUUCAAAAGAAAUUUUAUAACCUAAAGUGCCAGUGAGGAGAACAGAAUGGCGGCAGCAAAUUGGACCGGUUUAUUUAAAUUGUGUUUAAAGCAACGUGAAGGCGACCAAAACUCUAAUGGAGUACAGUUUGGAUUUGUGUUCUAGAUCAAAAUUUUUUUAACACAUGAUUGAUUAAUUGAUUGAUUGACUAUUUUAUGGCUCAUAAAUUGAUUUUGAAUAUUGUACGUUUCCUUGCGUGCCGAUAAAGCAUAUAUUGCCUGCCUAUCGAAAACACAUCCAUUCCGCAAUCAAUCAAUUAUUGUAAUAUAAGACAGCACAUGUAAAAUUUAAUUCACUAAGUCAUGCAUGAUUUUUGAUACCAACCACCAUAGAAAUACGUUGCAAUAUAUAAUAUUUUUAAUGCAUUAUUUUCUUCCAUAUAUUUUAGCACAAGGUAAUAAGAGCUUCCAAUUUUCAAAAAUUUACGGUCGCGGCUUCACCAAAGGCAAGUAAUUUUAUAUUCAAAUAGAUUUCGGCUAUCAUAUUAAUAUCUGUUUUUUUUUCUUUAGCCCGUUAUGAAAUAUUUGCCCACGUAUCGUUUGGAACCGAAAGUCCCCUUGAAUAAAGAAGUAUGUGAGAAAAUUAUAAAAACCGUAAUGGAUAAAACGUUUCAGGAUUUCGUGUACGCCCCAAAACCUGCGUUAAGUUUAUGCGCUGAAGUCAGUGAAGAAAUCAAAAAUCGUGUUAAGAAUUUAAAUUUUGAUCGAUAUCGUUAUAUUGUUCUUGUGAGCAUCGGCGAAAAGCUGUAUCAAGGUUAUUAUUCAUUGGUGAAUUUUUUAUGGGACCCCGAAAAGGACGGUUACCUAUCGUAUGUUUAUGAUACACCGAAAUUUUUUGCUGUCGCUACACUUUAUUAUCUAUAUUAUGAUUGAGUCCACCAAAUAUGAAUAUAUAGAUUUUAUAGCUUAAUACCUAAUACACAGGCUUAUGCGCAAUAAAACCACCGAUUUAUAGAAUAUUAAUUAUCAUUAAAUUGCUGGAUAAACCAAAUAAUUGAAAAAUAUUUGAAAAUAAAUGAAAAAAUAUAUCUAUCUGUACACACUAUGUGAAAACAACACUGAUUAAAGCUUUUGAUUUUUCAUUUAAUUUGAUUCAAUGUUUAUUGAAAGAUUAUUAUUGAUUAUAUUGAUUAUUUUAAUUAAUUGAGAGUAAGUUUGUUCUUUAAAGGAAUAUUUUCAUUAAAAGUUUUGUAUAUAGAGUCUAAAUAGAUAAAGAAA
This is a messenger RNA of Glossina fuscipes, 2510 nucleotides long. RefSeq names its product tctex1 domain-containing protein 1. Bases 1809 to 2165 code for a protein of 118 amino acids. Gene Ontology annotation, cellular component: cytoplasm; cytoplasmic dynein complex. NCBI's taxonomy places the organism in Eukaryota, Metazoa, Arthropoda, Insecta, Diptera, Glossinidae. The transcript has 4 exons. Gene Ontology annotation, molecular function: dynein intermediate chain binding. The record is from RefSeq and is a predicted model, not a curated record. Gene Ontology annotation, biological process: microtubule-based movement.